GGAGCUCAGGAAAGAAGCAGAUGAUAUGGCAGCUUUGAGAGCGACCAGGUGGAACUUGCUUUGUUAACACGGCUAAACCUUUGAUUAUGAAAACACAUUGUCUUAAAUACGGCAGCUGCUCGAUAUGAUUUACUUAAUAUUGAUUUCCGCGUUCUCCGGGGCAGUCGUUACGUUGAUAUUACAAUUCUUGCUGAUAUACCGGAGAAGCCCUGAGCCCAUAGGCAGGACAGUGCAGUAUGUCAAAGUAGUGCCUGAUAACGCAUUGAAGGAUUACUUUAAUACCCAACAUGCCGAGCCAGGCCAGCAGCAGCCGGACAGCACAGCAUCCAGACAACAAGAGGCCGUGUCCGCGCGGCAGCAGGAAGCGGCUGUCAGCGGCGGCAGCCCCAAACAACAGCCGACACCGCCUUCCCACGAGCCCGGGGAUGCGGCCAAGGCUGAGACCUGCAAUUUCCUAAAUGCUAUAUUCCUGUUCCUAUUCAGAGAGUUCAGAGAAACUCCUGUGGUAAGACACUGGCUCACCAAAAAGAUUAAGGUGGAGUUUGAGGAGCUACUGCAGACCAAGACCGCAGGUCGGCUGCUGGAGGGACUCAGUCUCAGGGACAUAUCCCUGGGUAAUUCUCUGCCGGUCUUCAAGUCGGCCAAACUUAUGAAGCCGAUGCACCUGAACGAGGACGGCAUGUCCGAGGAGCUCAACUUUGAGGUGGACAUUGAAUACAAUGGCGGCUUCCACCUCGCCAUCGACGUAGAGCUGGUGUUCGGGAAGUCUGCCUACCUGUUCGUGAAGAUGAGGCGCGUGGUGGGGAGGCUGAGGCUGCAGUUCACGCGCACCCCCUUCUCCCAUUGGUCCUUCUCCUUCCUCGAUGACCCGCUCGUGGACUUUGAGGUGAAGUCCCAGUUUGAAGGAAGGCCUCUGCCCCAGCUCACCUCCAUCAUAGUGAACCAGCUGAAGCGGGUCAUCAAGAAGAAACACACCCUGCCCAACUACAAGAUCAGAUACAAGCCCUUCUUCCCGUUCCAGGUGCUGCCCUCUCUGGGUUCAGCCUGUGAUCUGGACCUGUCCGUCCAGGAGAACAUGCUGGUGGAAGGCCGACUCAGAGUCACGCUCAUUGAAUGUAGCAGACUGUUCAUCCUGGGCUCCUAUGACAGAGAAACCUACGUCCACUGCACCCUGGAGCUGAGCAGCCACCAGUGGAAGGAGAAGACCCGCAGCUCCAUCAAACAGACGGAGGUGAUCAAGGGGGCGUGUGGCAGCGUGGGGAUGACGUUCAGACACGUCCCUGCCAGUGAGGGGGAUGCAGUGCACGUCAGCAUCGAGACCGUCACACCCAACUCCCCCGCAGCCCUGGCAGACCUGCAGAGGGGAGAUCGGCUCAUCGCCAUUGGAGGAGUCAAGGUGACAUCUUCAGUUCAAGUGCCCAAACUGUUGAGGCAGGCCGGAGAGAGGGUGGUGGUCCUUUAUGAGAGGCCCGUCCGUCACCAGGCUCACUCUUUUGGAAGCCUUGGAACUCUUCAGGAAGGGUUUGGGCAGCUAGAGGAAACAGGAUUUAUUCCUCAGCCGGGGGGGUAUGAAGAAGACCCAGCUCCCAUCACCACCCUCUCCGACAUAUCAGACAGCAAAGACAUGGACUCUGAGUUUGAAGAGUUGAUUGUGGACUCCAAACUUAGCCAGAAUGUUGGCCCUAACAGCAGCACCACAAAUACCAGUGAUGCAAAGGAGGAAUCCUUACUCACCGUUAACCAAAGCCCUAAAAGGACUGUGGCCAGCCUGGCCUCCAAGCCCCUCGGUUCCAUAUCCCCCAUACUCAACCGCAAGCUAAACCUGGUGGGUCUCCAGUCGCCACUAAAGCCCCAACCCAAAGAAUCUCCAAAGCCCUCUCCACAAAGGACCAAUAGUGAUCCAGUGGAAGGUCUGCAACGUCCCACUGUCCCUCCCCCACCUCCUCCUUCUCGCCCCCCAGUGCCGCCAAGACCUCAAAUAAGGUUGACGUCAGCCUCUUCAGAAACCAGUAUUUUGGAAGGCAUUGAUUCUGUUACAGCUACAAAUGCUGCUGUGGCUCCUACCGUGACUUCCAGCAGCAGCGCUUCUGAAAAAUCUCCAGAAAAAGCUCCUCUCACUGGAGCCAAUGAGGACAAAGCUGUCACUGAUAAGACCUGUGUCAAACAGGCUGAGGUGAAGCAGCCUACCAGACCAGCAGAGUCCACUGAUGAGCCGCCUGGCCCCCCCACUGUGACCAGCAGCAGCAGAGCUGACCAGGCAAAGGACAAAGCUUCAGAAAGCUCCUGCAGCACACGGGACAGUCUGGAGGACCACUCCCUCUGGGAAUCCCCAGAAACCCUUAUCCGUCACCAGACCGCACGCUGGCCCAAAGCCUCUGUAGUGUUUGAGGUGGAGAACAACCAAAAGUACCUUAAUGUGGCCCUGUGGUGCAAAGAUCCCUUUAAGUUGGGCAGUUUAUUGUGCCUGGGUCACGUCAGCCUCCAGCUGGAGCAUGUUGCCCUGGAAUCUAUGGCCACAUCGUCAGCAGAGUACCAGAGCACCUUCAGGCUGGGGCCUCCGGAGCCAAGGGCCAACGUCAGCCGCACAGCGCUGCGCAGUCUUAGCACCCACAAAGGCUUCAAUGAGAAGCUGUGUUACGGAGAUGUUACUCUGAACUUCUGUUACCUCGCCGAGGGGGAGCUAGACUAUCCAGGAGGGCUGAUAGAGAGGGAGCGAGAGGGCAGUCUCCAAGAUGAGGAUCUGAGAGAGAGGGAGCGGGAGCAGAUCCACACUGCACAGCGGGAUGACCUGGCAUAUGGAGCCAUUCAGCUGGUGGAGGUUCGCCACAACUUCCAGGACACACAGUUCCAGAACCCGACGUGGUGUGAAUACUGCAAGAAGAAGGUUUGGACAAAGGCCGCCUCUCAGUGUAUGAUCUGCGCCUACGUAUGCCACAAGAAGUGCCAGGACAAGUGCCUCGCUGAAAACCCCCUCUGUGUGGCAGCCACUGAUCGCCGCGGAGCUGACCCUGAAGCCAAAUCCACCAUCAACCGGGCCACCACCGGCCUCACCCGCCAUAUCAUCAACACCAGCUCCCGCCUGCUGAACCUCCGCCAGGUGCCCAAAACUCGGCUGGUUGAGACGGUGGCUGACUUGGUGCCUGGGACAGUGGAGCCCUCACCCAAGCACACCCCCAACACUUCAGACAACGAAAGCAGCGACACUGAGACCUACACUAGCGGGGCCAGCCCCUCGAAGCAGCCUGUGUGCAGCGGGGGCAGCAGCAAACUCGUACGCAGGGAAGGCGGGCUGGAUGACAGCGUGUUCAUCGCUGUCAAGGAGAUAGGCCGCGACCUGUACCGGGGGCUGCCCACAGAAGAGCGCUCCCAGAAGCUGGAGCUGAUGCUGGACAAGCUGCAGCAGGAGAUCGAUCAGGAGCUGGAGCACAACAACGCUCUCCUGCUGGAGGAGAGGGAGGCCACAGAUUCCCGCCGCAAGGCCCUCAUCAGUACUGCCCUGGCUAAGUCUGGGGAGAGGCUCCAGGCCCUCACCCUGCUGAUGAUCCACUACCGGGCCGGCAUCGAGGACCUGGAGUCAGUGGAGAGCUCCUCCCCUUCAGAGCAGCAGGGCUUUAAAGCAAAGGGAGUGGGGCUGGAGGAGGAGGCCCUGAUGGGGACGGAGGUGUAUGACAGUGACAUAUGCAGCCCUGUGGAGGGGCAGCUGCUGGACAACAUCACUGAGGAGCAGAUCUGUGUGGAGGCUCUGCACUGAAGGACACAGAGAGGAAAAGAAGAGAAACAUGUGCUUUGGCAAGAGCACCUCAACAAAAUAUGUCCACUUUGUUUUUAGAGAUGGGGGAGUUUCAGCAGUCCAUUUUAAAUAUAGGAUGUGUUGGGUCCAUUGUUUGAUUCACACAUUUUUUUUAUUUUAGUGUGAAAAAUGAAGGAUGGAAAUACCUCCCUAACAAGAAUUCAUAUAUUGAUGGUUUGAUUUGCACAACGUGAUGCCGUCUCCAUGCUCUUGGUUUUUAAAGGGAAGCUUCGUGCUGCAUGUGGAUCCUCCAGCUGGUUUUCUGUGGCUUCAAACUGUCAUGUAAUGCAUUUAAUUACUUUUGCUUCUUUGUCUGUAAGAGCUUUGAAAUAAGGACUUAAGAACAUGUGCACAUUUCUGUGGUCUACUCGUCUGAAUAAUUUGAAUAGAGAAGGAAUUAUUGUUACGUAAUUAUUUGUUUUACUGUGAGUAAAGAGCCCAUAUGAAGGUAAUAUAUUUGAGUCAAUAACAGUGUGAAUAUUACUGGGACAGCAGCGUUGGACAUCCAGCUCAGUGGAAAAGGUCAUUAGAGUUCAGACCCUGCAAGAGCUCACACAUAUCUUUGUUUUCAGCACCUUUUUUUACUGUAACAUGUUUGGAUUUUAGUAGCCACUGUCCUUGGAUUUAUUGUGAUAUUGUAUAUAGUUUGCUCUUUCUUUUGGUGUAUUUGUUUGUAUUGGUUUGGCCAGACAUGUUUUACUGAUCUAUAUUUCCCAUAUUCUUCUCUCCCCUGUGUGGGUGUAAAGAGGUUACCGUCCUGGGUUAAAAUGAAUACUUUUUUGAACCUUUUUUUGUCUUGCCAAGCUUCAUUAUGUUCAGCACACCCUGUCAACUCAAUUAUGGCACAUUAAUAACUGAUCAAAACUUUGAUUGGGUUCAAUUUGAGAAAUACAUCUUUUUGUAUUAUUAGUCUCUGAAGGAAUGUUAUCCAGGAGCUUUCAUGAUAUGAACAUUCUCUUAACAAAUUUGUAUUUGUUGUGAAUGAAGAUGAUUUCCAUGCCUCGAUAAAUAAUGAUGUGAUAAAUUGCAGAUCCUUUGCCUUCAUGAGUUGUGUUCAUGCCCAAAUGAAUGUAUGUUCAGCCCUCUGCGUGUUGUGUGUGUUACAGCUGUUUGGAACUGCCUUCCCCAUUCCCUUGCUGAACAUCAAGCAUUAAUGUAGCCUGUUACAGUGACUCUGCUCCAAAAUGCUUUGCUGUUCAUCUCCUACCCUUCAGAGACACACUGGAAUAAAUAGUGAGAGGAGGUACCAUCUAACAGAAACUCUAAAACACUGAACAUUUUGGAUUCUUUGCUUUUGGUUUUUAUUCUGAAGAUUAUUUUGACGUGACAUAUUCCCACCACAAUUACAGUUGAGUUUGUUGAAGAUCAGUCACUAAGAAUGAGUUUAAUGGCUUUCUAAAACUAUCAAAGCAGGUGGUAUCAGUGUGUCAGAAUUGUGAGGCAUGGAGGUGAGGAACUUCCAUAUUGUUUUUCUAACGCCCCAAUAGACAGGGUUGCAUGGCCUGUUACCGGUACAUUUAGGACUAGGAUUACAGUUAUCUUAAAACAUCUUUAGAUAUUCUUGCAUGAAUUAAAAAAACAAGCUGAAAGAAGAUUUAACACUGAAAAUAUACAAAGCCAUCACCCAAAGUGCAUUGAACACCAGCUGAGUGAGUCAGCAGAGGGCAGAUUUACUCUGACCGGAUUGGUCCACACUGAGGGACCUGGAGAGGUGAAGAGCCAGACUCCUGUUUGUGUCGCAGAUAUGUUGCUCCAGUAGAUAUUGGCUUGCUGGCUGCUAUUCUUGUUUAUCUCUGUCACUCUGUAUAUCCAGAUUUUUUGUGCAAUAUUUUUGUAGAAAAUGAAGCUAAUGAUUCCCUCGUGUGUGACUUCCUUCUCCUUUCUUUGAUUUCUGUGUCUAUCUGUCUGGUGUAGCUCCCUGAGGGUCUUUGUGGACCAGUGAAAACGUGAGAAGCACUGCUUUGCUGCUGCUGCUGUUACUAUGUGCUCCUUCACAGAUCUCAUGAUCACAUGCUUCUGCGCCCACCCCCGCCCCAUGCCUAACCUUUGAAACUGCUCUUGCAAUAUGGCUGCCCAUCAUGGCUUUCAGUAGAUGGAGAUGGUGUUUGUUUCUCUUUGUGUGUGCGAGGGAUGUUGUAAACUGUUUUUGCAAAGGCUCAUGUGAUGAAGCUUUAUUGUACAUAACCUAAAUAAACAAGCUAAAAUGAUUUCCCAUCA
Messenger RNA from Trematomus bernacchii (emerald rockcod), 6007 nucleotides. It is a transcript of the gene pdzd8, whose product is annotated as PDZ domain containing 8. Gene Ontology annotation, molecular function: protein binding; lipid binding. The record is from RefSeq and is a predicted model, not a curated record. Lineage: Eukaryota; Metazoa; Chordata; Actinopteri; Perciformes; Nototheniidae. Gene Ontology annotation, cellular component: mitochondria-associated endoplasmic reticulum membrane contact site. The transcript is spliced from 5 exons. Bases 125 to 3751 code for a protein of 1208 amino acids. Gene Ontology annotation, biological process: mitochondrial calcium ion homeostasis.